This is a messenger RNA of Scheffersomyces amazonensis, 2625 nucleotides long. RefSeq names its product GTPase-activating protein (gene SEC23). The transcript has a single exon. Bases 133 to 2397 code for a protein of 754 amino acids. Gene Ontology annotation, cellular component: endoplasmic reticulum exit site; COPII vesicle coat. The record is from RefSeq and is a predicted model, not a curated record. Gene Ontology annotation, biological process: endoplasmic reticulum to Golgi vesicle-mediated transport; intracellular protein transport; COPII-coated vesicle budding. NCBI's taxonomy places the organism in Eukaryota, Fungi, Ascomycota, Pichiomycetes, Serinales, Debaryomycetaceae. Gene Ontology annotation, molecular function: GTPase activator activity; zinc ion binding.
AUCAGAUCUGAACAUUUCAGUAAGAAAACAUAUCUCAUUGAUUUCCACUUAGUCACGCGACCAAGACAGUUCAUUUAAAAUUAUUUUGAACUCAAUACCAUUCUUAGUCAUUGAGAUAGAUCAGUAAUUACUAUGGAUUUUGAAGAAGCCGAAGAUAUUAAUGGAGUUCGUUUCGCCUGGAAUGCAUUCCCCUCUACCAAAGUUGAAGCAGCUAAGAUAGUUAUUCCAACGGGGGCAUUGUAUACUCCAUUAAAACAUCGAGAAGAUUUACCAAUUGCAGCUUAUGAUCCAAUUUUUUGUUCUAAUCAAAGUUGUAAAUCGAUUUUUAAUCCUUAUUGUACGGUAGAUCCUAAUGGGUUUUGGAGAUGUCCAUUAUGUUCUUAUCGUAAUCCAUUACCUGCUCAUUAUCAAGGGAUUACUCAAGAAACAUUACCAAUUGAAUUACAACCAACAAGUUCUACCAUUGAAUAUAUUACUGCCAGACCAGUACAAAAUCCUCCAAUUUUCUUUUUUGUUAUUGAUUUAUGUCAAGAUGAAGAUAAUUUAAAGGCAUUAAAGGAAACUUUAAUUAUUUCUUUAAGUUUAUUACCACCUAAUGCACUUAUUGGAUUAAUUACUUAUGGUACUAUGGUUCAAGUUCAUGAUUUAGGUACUGAAAAGAUUCCAAAAUCUUAUAUAUUUAGAGGUGAUAAAGAGUAUACUGAUAAACAAAUUUCUGAAAUGUUAAAUAGACCAGUUUCAAUUCAUACUCAACAACAAAUUCCAUCUCAAGGUUCGAAUUUUUCAAAUAGUUUAACUAGAUUCUUUUUACCAAUUGAAGAUGUUGAAUUUCAAUUAACUACUAUUUUAGAAAAUUUAACUAAAGAUCCUUGGCCAGUUGCUAAUGGUAAUAGACCUUUAAGAUCAACUGGAGCUGCAUUAAAUGUUGCAGCUAAUUUAUUAGGUUCAACAUUCCCAGGUUUUGGAGCUAGAAUUAUGUUAUUUAGUGCCGGACCUGGUACAUUAAGUCCAGGAUUAAUUGUUGGAAAGGAAUUAAAAGAACCAAUUAGAUCUCAUAGUGAUAUUGAUAAAGAAAAUGCUAAACAUUUUAAGAAAGCUGUUAAAUUUUAUGAUGGUAUUACUACUAAAGUUGUUAAAAAUAGUCAUACUAUAGAUGUAUUUGCUGGUUGUUAUGAUCAAAUUGGUAUGUUAGAAAUGAAAUCUUUAUGUAAUAAAACUGGUGGUACAUUAUUAUUAAGUGAUGCAUUUACUACAUCUAUUUUUAAACAAUCCUUUUUAAGAUUAUUUAAUAAAGAUAGUGAAGGUUAUUUAUUAAUGGGAUUCAAUGGAACUUUUGAUAUUAAAACUUCUAAAGAAUUAAAAGUUAGUGGAUUAAUUGGUCAUGCUUCAUCAUUAAAUGUUAAAGCUCAAAAUGUUUCUGAAAAUGAAUUAGGACUUGGAGGUAGUUCACAAUAUAAAUUAUGUAGUAUAUCUUCUCAACAUACUUAUGCAGUAUUCUUUGAUGUUGCUAAUACUCAACAAUUACCAACUAAUAGUCAAUCUUAUAUUCAAUUCAUAACUCAUUAUCAACAUUCUAGUGGAACUUAUAGAAUUAGAGUUACAACUAUUUCUAAUUUCUUAACUAGUGAUGAACAAACUUUAACAAAUUCUUUUGAUGAAGAAGCUGCAGCAGUUUUAUUAGCAAGAGUUACAUUAUAUAAAUCAGAACAAGAUGAUGGAGCUGAUGUAUUAAGAUGGGUUGAUCGUAUGUUAAUUAGAUUAUGUCAAAAGUUUGCUGAUUACAGAAAGGAUCAAGAAGAAUCAUUUAGAUUAGGUCCUCAAUUUCAAAUGUAUCCUCAAUUUAUUUAUUAUUUAAGAAGAUCUCAAUUUUUACAAGUAUUUAAUAAUUCUCCUGAUGAGACUGCUUUCUAUAGACAUGUUUUAUUAACUGAAGAUACUAAUAAUUCUUUAAUUAUGAUUCAACCAACUUUAACAUCCUUUACUUUAGAUAAAGAACCAGAACCAGUAUUAUUAGAUUCUGUAUCAAUUAAAGAUGAUGCUAUAUUAUUAUUAGAUACUUUCUUCCAUAUUUUAAUUUUCCAUGGUAAAACUAUUUCUCAAUGGAGAAAAGCAGGUUAUCAAGAUUUACCAGAAUAUGAAAAUUUGAAGACUUUAUUAGAAGAACCAAAACAAGAAGCAGCUCAAUUAUUGGUUGAUAGAUAUCCAUUACCAAGAUUUAUUGAUACUGAAGAAGGUGGAUCUCAAGCUAGAUUUUUAUAUUCUAAAUUGAAUCCUUCUAUUACUUAUAAUAGUUCUGAAUAUGCUACUAAUAGAGGGGCCAUUGUAUUAACUGAUGAUGUUUCCUUACAAGUAUUCAUGAAUCAUUUAAAGAAAUUGGUCGUUUCUGGCUCAAGUUAGAUGUGUGUCUUCCCUCCCUCCCUCUCCCAUUAAAAUUACCCUGUUUUUUAUCCUCUUUUAAUUAAUAAGUUUCUUCUAUACAUACGAAUUGUCAUUAUUAACAAGUCCACAUUCUCUUGUGUUGAUUAUAUUCAACUUUAAGAAUUAAAAUAUAUAAUACUGCUUAUAUGCACUUUGGUCUGAUUGUAGUUAGAAUAGAGUAGAGAGUAGUUCUAUUUAGAUUAUUCA